This is a messenger RNA of Danio rerio (zebrafish), 1434 nucleotides long. It is a transcript of the gene lcat, whose product is annotated as lecithin-cholesterol acyltransferase. The record is from RefSeq and is marked validated. Gene Ontology annotation, biological process: lipid metabolic process. Gene Ontology annotation, cellular component: extracellular region. Lineage: Eukaryota; Metazoa; Chordata; Actinopteri; Cypriniformes; Danionidae. Gene Ontology annotation, molecular function: phosphatidylcholine-sterol O-acyltransferase activity; acyltransferase activity, transferring groups other than amino-acyl groups.
GCAGCAGUCAGAUCACAUCCAGAGCGCCAAACACACACAGGUACACGCAAACACUAUGGGAAAUUCGUCUCUCUUCAGGUGUGUCGCUUUAUUUCUUAUUUUAUUACACCAGACUUCGGGAUUCUGGCUUUUCAAUGUUAUCUUCCCUCCGACGGCCAAACCUCGCGUCAUAAAUAACAGCACUCCUCCACUUAUCAUUGUUCCUGGAAAUUUAGGUAACCGCCUGGAGGCCAAAAUUGACAAGCCCACACUGGUGCACUGGAUGUGCUACAAGAAAAGCGAGGACUGGUUUCCUCUGUGGAUUGACCUGAACAUGUUCAUGCCCAUUGGAGUAGACUGCUGGAUUGAUAAUAUAAGAAUUGUUUACAACAGAACCACUCGCAAGACGUCAAAUGCGCCCGGGGUGGAUGUCAGGGUUCCUGGAUUUGGACAGACGCACCCGAUUGAGUUUCUAGACUUAAACAAGCUGACCGGUUACUUCCACACUAUGGUUCAGCAUCUGGUCAGCAUUGGAUAUGUGCGAAACGAGACUGUCCGUGGAGCGCCGUAUGACUGGAGAAUCGCUCCGAAUGAGCAGGAGGAGUAUUUUUCACGUCUGAAAAACUUGGUGGAAGAAAUGCACGAUGAGUACAAGCAGCCCGUGUACCUGCUGGGCCACAGCAUGGGCAGCAACUACAUCCUGUACUUCCUCAAUCAGCAGACGCAGGACUGGAAAGACCACUACAUCAAGGGCUUCAUCUCUCUAGGGGCCCCUUGGGGAGGCGCUGUGAAGCCCCUCAGAGUCUUAGCAUCAGGUGAAAAUGACGGCAUACCCUUCGUCUCCAACAUAAAAAUUCGGGAAGAGCAACGUAUGACCACCACAAACCCGUGGAUGAUCCCUUCUGAGGAGACAUGGCCUAAAGACCACACCUUCAUCUCCACCCCCUUUUUCAACUACACCAAUCAGGACUACAUGCAGUUCUUCAAAGACAUCAACUUUGAGGACGGCUGGUACAUGUGGGACGACACCAGAAACCUCACCGCAGGCCUGCCAGCACCCGGAGUCGAGGUUUACUGCCUGUAUGGGGUAGGACUUCCUACACCCGUUACAUACAUAUACGACGAACAAUUUCCAAACGCUGACCCCAUAGAUAUUCUUUAUGAUGACGGAGACGAUACCGUUGACAGCCGAAGCAUGAGUCUUUGUAAACGCUGGAUUGGGAAGCAGGAGCAGGCCGUUCACGUGACCGAGUUCAGAGGCAUGCCUCAUUUGGACAUGGUGUUUAAUCACAAAUCACUCACAACAGUUCAGAGGAUUCUAGAAGGAACAUACAGGGAAGAGAAGGAUGUCGGUUUUGAACAGCCGUCGUCAAUUGGUUUUGUCUGAUAUUUUUUCGGUUAUUAAACUACCUGACAAAAGUCUUGUCGUCGAUCCAGUUGUAAGAGCAAGAAAUA